UCCAAAUAGCGAAACAGCAAUGUUCGAAAUAAUUAUAAGGUGUAUUGAGUCGAUGAAAUUUGAACGGGUUUCGUUCGUAAUACUAAACCUUAACUCGUUCGAAUACGCGAUUUCAGCACUUAAUCCGUACAUCCCGUUGAAAUCGCUCAAACGGGUUGGACAUUUCAAAGUGCUGAAUUUUGUCAACAAACAGAAGCAGCAAUAUCCAACAUGACUACAGCACGAGCAUUGCAAGCCGUAUUAGAUGGAUCAUAUGAAAAUGACAAAAAACUUGAUAUCAUUAUUCAACUUUGCAAUUCCAAUAAAUGCAAUUCCAGUGUUGUAUUUGAAAAAAUUAUUGAUUGGCUGAUUAAUUGCAUUACAAAUAAAAGCUGUGGAUCAUCAUCUGAUAUUUUUUCUCUAUGGCGAGUCUUGCAUAAAGUUUUAACAAACCUACAAGUGACAACAGAUGAUCAAGCUGCAUGCUUAAAAAGUAGAUAUAUUAAGGUUUUUAUUGAAGAAAUAAAAAAUUUUAAUAAUCAAUAUGAACUGCUGGAUCUCAUUUUCAACUGUAUUACAAUAUUUUUGAAGUUGGCAUCUAUCUAUGGCGCUCUGGUUUUCGACAGUAAUACUUUGCUUUCUCUUCUUUUUGUGACCUUAGACGCAUGUUGCGAAUAUUACAAAGAAAAUUCAACGUUUAUAAAAGAGUCAAAAUCUCUCAUCUAUAUAAUUUUAGAGACAUUAAACAGUUUACCCAAUGCUUCAAAUGAAUCAAAGUUGCCAGCAUAUAUUGAUAAUAUUAAAGUCAUAUCUACAUUUGUGUAUUUUGCCACAUGUCAUGUUGAUUAUUGUCCACUUAGCUAUGAUAUUGUUAAAAACCUGACUGGAAUAGUUUUCAAUUCAAAGACUGGGUCAUUUAAAAGUCUGUUAACACCAGAAGCUGAUUCUGAAGAUGCCCCAAAAGAACCAAAUGUCCAUAUCUUGGCUUUUUUUGAUAAUUUGCAAAAACUAUUUAAGAAACAGAAAAUAUACGGAAAUAUUUCCGGAUGUGUUGUAGCUUCAGCUUUAAUUAAAGAAAUGAUGUCCUGUACCUUAAAUCAGAAUAGAUCAGACCUGGACCCUUUAUCAAUUUUAGCCCUUCUUUGUGCUGCUUGUGGCUUUGAUAUUCCUCUGAUGAUAUCUACUGAUUCCUGCUGCAAUAAUAUUUUGAAAGUUAAUCGUUCUGAUAGUUCCAUGUUUUUACCCUUAAGUAGCCUUCUCGAAGCCUGUGAACAACAUCCAGAAUACUUCUUGCUUUCAGUAGUUCCAGAAGGCUACUUGAAGCCAUCUGAUUGGCUUGAAGGUAUAUUGGCUGGCCUGUUGGAUAUGAAACCCACGGAAAAUUUGUUAUAUUGGCUAAAAUGCUUCCGAAGCCUUACUAAAUUGUCUGUUUCUUUAGUGGAGAAAAAUCUGACUGAUUUUGUUAAAUUAUGUCUCCUUGACAUAGAUAUAGCAAAUAAUGAAAUCAAACAAGAGUUUUGUAGAUAUUUUAUUCAAAUUGUUACACUAUACUCAAGACUAAAUCAGCUUCCCAAAUUUUAUGUGAAACUUCUUUUAAAUUUAACUGAAUGCAUUAAAAACGACACUUUUGGUGAACUCAUAACAAGAGGUCAGAUAUAUCCAGAGAUACUCCAAACUUUAGCACAGCAAUUUCAAGACCUUUCAUUUGGACAAAUUCUUGAUUUGGGAAAGAUAUUUGCUGAAAUUUACACUACCUUUGCAAAUUUGAAUCAAUUGUUUGCUUCUGGAAAAGGUGCAUUAUUCUUUUUUUCUCAAAUAUUUUCUUCGUUUCUUGUACACACCAAAUUAUUUGAUGAAGAAGUUCCAGAUAGUGUGUAUCCAAAGUUCAAAGAUCUAGUGCUAUAUAUAACUGAAGAAUUAAAGAAGAAUGUAUCUGUCCUUUAUAAAGAAAAGAAAGAGGUGCAGCAGCUUCAAAGAUCUUUCUUAUUGUUAUGUUAUGCUCUUGGAGAAAUUAAAAUUGCCAGUUAUUGCUGUGCUGAUGAACCUUCAGAAGAUUUAUUUACAAUGAAAAGUUCAAACAAUGCACUUGAUUGUUCCCUUGUACAUAAUUUCUUUGAGGAAGGUCAUGCUGAUUAUUUACAAUCAUUUUGGGAAAGUGAUGAUAAAAUUCUAAGUUUACUAGUUUUCCAACUUAUGAUUCAAAAAGCAAAAUGUCUUCUUUGCAAGAAGGAUGCUUCUGAGGAUGAAAAGUCUCAUCUACAGUUGGUUGUCUUGACUCUCAUACAACAUGCUCAAGAAAACACAUCUGCAAGUGCAUCAUGGGACUUAGAUAUGUGUACCCUUGAUACAAGUAAUUAUGGUACAGCUGUGUGGAGAUUACUUCUAAAGCUCAUUCCCCUUGUCAUCAAUAUGCUGAAUCAUAAACAACUUCUCUCACUUUGCCAUUCUUUCCACAGUGUCAUUUUAAACGGCCAAGAAAUUGAUGAUAAAUUUAGUUUAAGCCAAAUUGCACUGUCGCACGUAAAAAGUGGGUUCUUUUUGGAAUCAAAGUCUUUUCAGUCUGCCUUUGUUAUGUCAAUGUGGAAGAGUGAAGAUUUGAUUUUGUCUAGGAAAAGGGUAAGUGAGGAAUUAUUAUCUGAAGAUGUAACAUUGAACGAUGUACUACUGAAGUUGAACAGUUUUCGAGGCAAAUGGAUGAAAUAUGCACAAACAACACCAAAAUGCCAAAAGGGAGAAACGUACAACCCUUUAUGGACUGGCAUUAAAGAAUCGUGUGAACUUCUGAAUCAAGUAUUGUUGAACGAUUCCUUAUGCAACCUUAAGAUGAAGCCACAACUUUUCAAUAAAAUCAAGCUAAUUGAGUGUUUACCUCUUGAAUAUCUACUGCCAGGAAAUCAAAUGCAAUGUCUUGUUGGACUCUCUGUUUUAUUUUUUCUCACUCCUGACUUAGGUCAUAAAGACAAUGUUUCUAAACUUGCUGAACAAAUAGCAACUCAAAUGGUCAAAAUUUUUGAUGGUGUUAGAAGUAUAUGGCUGUUUGAUUUUGUGACAAGUGGACCUUUUCUUCAAAAAAUCGUCCUUACAACCACUAAACUUGUGGAACAGGAUAAGUGUCAAGAAAUAAAACCAUGGAUGAUCUAUCUUUUAGAAAGUGUUGUUAAAGAAAUUUCCAGGAAUCAUAGCACUUUUUCGGAUUUAGAAUUCUAUCUUACAAAGAAUAAAAAAUCUACUAAGAGUGAAACCGAUGUGGUAUUUCUUUUGUCUCUAUCUGUGAUUUUGGAAAAGCUGUCUCAGCUGUAUCGAAGAUCAUAUCUUUCACCUGCUCUCAAAGAAACUCGUCAUAAGAUAUUCAAUAUGAGUGGACAUUGCUUUAUAAAGUAUUUAAAAAGUUAUAAAGCUAGCUCCAAUGAAUAUAUUCUUGAAUAUCUAUUGUCGUGUUAUACAGCAUUGAUAGAAACUAUACAUUUACCUGAUUGUGCUGUUGAUUCACGAGUGAAAGAUCACUGUUUAGAAGAAAUACCUUGCAGAACUGCACUGUCUAUUGAAAAGCUCUCUGAUAAAAAAGCAAAAUCUGAAAUCUACUUGAAAUUCAUUGCAAAGCUUUGUUGCCUAAAAGACGCAUUAUCAAGUUAUCUUCCUGAAGAUUUUCCUCUACUUUCAUGGAAAGCAAUAAUUUUGAACCUAGAAAACAGAGGACACUUUUCUACGAAAGAAAUAACAUCAAAUUUAAAUAACUCUACUGGGCAUUCCUGUGAUAUCUGUACUUCAAUAUCAAAAAAAUCAACUGCUACAAACAGUAUUAUUCUUCAAGAAUAUGAAGUCUGUGCUCUACAGUCGGUUUGUAGUGUUAUGAAUGGUGAACAAUUGAACGACAGAUUUAUAAAUAUAGCCAAUGAUAUAGCAAAAAUCAACAUCCAGUCACUAGACCCAGCAUCUCUUCAAAUGAAUAUAGAAAUUUUAAAACAUUUAAUAGAAUCAUGCACAAACAAGGAAGAAGUACCACUCUCAUCUCAGUCUCUCACCAAUUUGUUAUUUCAUCUUCAUUACAUAAUGAAUCAACUCUGCCAGUCUCCAUAUCUGUUGUACAUGGUAAAAAUCCCUGUGUUUGAAUUUCUACAUUUCCUUGUAAAGAAACGAUCUUCUUGUAUUCCAAAACAGUGCCUUAUUCCAUGUCUUCAUUCCUGCCUAAGUGUGAAACUAGAUCAUAUGGGACCCAAUGUUUUAGAUUUCACAAAAGCUUUUACAGCUAUUUGGAAUAUUGUUUAUGAUAUUUUGCUACACCAUCCUGGUAUUGUUCUAUCAUCAAGGGCUGCAUAUUUAUCAUUUGUUUCAAUGCUCUUAAAAUCCAUUGUGAAAUCAGGAUCUCAAGAUACCAUCUCCACCUGUGAUAAAAAUAGCCAACAUCAACUGCAGCUGUGUGCUCAAAAUAUGGAUAGACUUUUGACAGUUCUCACCAGACAUAAAAUAGAAUUAUCCAAACUAGUACCUUACCUUGUUGCUGAUUAUUUAGACAGUAUUCAAGAUAUUACUCUAGAUUCUAGCAUAAAGGUUCAUUUAAUAUCUGGUAUUAAUAGAGUACUUGAUUUAUGUACAGAAGACUCUCUGAAAAUGUUAUCUGUCAAUUUAAAUCACAGCUGCCGUGACAUGUUUUCUAAUAUUGUUAAAAAUCAUAGCCAACAUAAAUAUCACGGAACUGUAUAGGCAUUUAUUGAUGUAUGAUUUUAAAUGUAAAUUAAAGUAUUUUAUACAAUGUU
Molecule: messenger RNA, 4733 nt
Organism: Parasteatoda tepidariorum (common house spider)
Lineage: Eukaryota; Metazoa; Arthropoda; Arachnida; Araneae; Theridiidae
Biological process (GO): ribosome biogenesis
Cellular component (GO): nucleolus
Source: RefSeq, a predicted model, not a curated record